UGGCGACACAGACAAGAGGCGUUUCUGGGUCAUUCACGUGUGAAAUAAUUACAAAACAGCUCUGCGUGAAGUUUGAGAUAGAGAAACUUUCUCGGUGCAAGACAUUUCGUUCGUGUGUCGGUCCGCUUGUUAUUUAUUUGCAGCUAUUCGGUAACACAUGCAGCGUCAGGACACUGUUGACGAUUGAGAGCACUUUGUGGGGAGAUAGAGUGGGCGUCCGCGACUCCGCUUCUUGCCAGGGGUGUAAUCAUUAGUCCAAAACGUUUUGGAACGGAAAUCGUUUACUCCAAACGGGAAACGAGAGUUUCUCAAUAGGCACAUUUAGGAAGGUCCUUCCCCGUUUGGUUUCUAGUGAAUACACCCCUGGCAACGCUCCGAAAUCACAAGUGAGACGCUCAGCUAAACCAAACCUAAUCGAAUUGAGACUUAACAUAUGGUUCAAACAGAGGACUUACUUCCCGGGACAGAGAACUCUUUGGAGCCGAAGUCAUAAAAGCACAGGUGGCAGAGUAACCGCAGGACAUCGAGACUGUUCUUUGCUGCAGUCUUUCCUCCAGACUCUCUCUCUCUUUCGUCUUCCAUUUCCCAUACCCGCUUGGCUUCCUUUCUCUGGUUCUCUACCUGCACCUAUAUCCCUCCUUCCAUCCGGCCAUCCAUCCUUCCUUGAGUCUCCCUCCAAUCCGGCGGCGCUGCCAUCAUGCGUCGGUUCAGCUCAGAGGGGUCCCUACUGAAUAUGGACUUCCUGCCGUGGAAGAAGGUGGAGCUGAAGAACCAGAACUACCACAGCCGGGACGGGGAGUCAGGCACCUACACCCCCCACCUGGGGGAGGACGAACUGGACGGGCGAACCACCUCUCUCCCCCCCACUCCCCUCAUCCUGGAGCCUGAGGCCAGCCCUGGGAGGACACCGGGGAGGGGGGAGCUGGGCAAGGAGCACAGCGUCAGCGUGGAGAACGUCACAGACCUGGGGAAGCCAGAGGGUAAGGGUCAUCUGAGAGUGGUGAACCUCAGUGAAGGAUGCAGGGCGUACAGUGACGGCCAGUUGGCGCCGGCGACUUUGGGUAGCAGCACAGAGAGCGUGGGCAGGCACGGCCGGCCUCCGCCCUCUCCCUCGUACUCAACCUCUGGCUCCAGCCCCUUCUCCUUCAAGUCACAACAACGGUCCCACGCCAGAGCCAAGCUGUCCGCAGCCAAGCUACAUCUGAAGAGCCUGUUUGGGCAGACUUUCAUAAACCCUAAUACUCCUCCCCCCCUCUCUCUCUCUCUUCUUCAUCCCCCCCUCCCCUCCUCUCCAGCGGGUGUGUCUGUGUUUGGAGCAUUCCUGCGCUCAGAGUUCAGUGAGGAGAAUCUGCAGUUCUAUCUGGCCUGUGAGCAGUACAGAAACUCCUCCAAUAACUUCAGCCUGCAUAGACGGGCCAAGGAGAUCACUGUCACCUAUAUCGAGGCGGGGGCACCGCGAGAGGUGAACUUGGACAGUAAGACCAGAGAUCUAACCACACAGCUCCUACAGGCUCCAUCACACACCUCCCUGUCCCACGCCCAGAAACGUAUCUACUCCCUCCUGGAUACAGACUGCUACCCUCGCUUCCUCCAGUCCACCAUCUACCUCACCCUGCUGGGCCAGGCUGACUAGACACUAAGGGCUCCAUUCAAUCCAUAUCGCCAAAGUUCAGCACUAUAGCGCAAUCAGAACAUUUUAAAGGCAAUGUUCCCGCGUUCGCGGAGACUGCAUUUCACGUUAAACGCUACAGCAUAUUUUGUCUCAAUCUCUGAACAUCCACAAUACAAAAUGAUUGGAGACCUAAAGCUGCAUCCCUAAAGCUGCUUCCCUAUUCCCUAAAGCUGCAUCCCUAUGGCUGCACCCUAUUCCCUAAAGCUGCAUCCCUAUGGUUGCACCCUAUUCCCUAAAGCUGCAUCCCUAUGGCUGCACCCUAUUCCCUAAAGCUGUAUCCCUGUUACCUAAAGCUGCAUCCCUAUGGCUGCAUCCCUAUUCUCCGCUCUUCAUCCUUUCUCCCGAAGUGCACACUUUUGUAGAUAUGGAGCAGUGGUGGGGAUAGUUGCAGGAGAUACAGUUACAAUGCAGAGUUAAAGAGGGUUUAAGGGGUUUAGUCAUUCCAGUAGACGAACAGGCUUGUGUUCAUUAGGGCAUGGAACAGAAACACUUUAAAAAAAAAUGCAACGGAAAACAAAAAUGAGUGUUUCUUAUU
This is a messenger RNA of Salvelinus sp. IW2-2015, 2207 nucleotides long. Its product is annotated as regulator of G-protein signaling 1. NCBI's taxonomy places the organism in Eukaryota, Metazoa, Chordata, Actinopteri, Salmoniformes, Salmonidae. The record is from RefSeq and is a predicted model, not a curated record.